AUGUCGAGCGCUUCAUCCGCAGUUCCUCAGAGCUCCAGCAAGGCAAUUGUCACCGAUGCGCCAGGAACUACGAUGAAUGAGCCCCAGAGCAGCGACGAGACAGGCCCCGUCAACCUCCCCGCAUCCGCCAUGCACGACGCCGAGACUUCCACUCAAGACGAAGCCCACUCAAGCGACCUCAAGCCCACCGACAUUCCCAAAGACGAAGAAGAAGAGACGCAUGCUCCAGGCGACGCGACCGUCGACGUCGGCCACGCAGGCCAAGCUCAAGGUUCCGCACAAUACUCCAACGAAGCCCGCGUCUACCACGCCAGAUACGCCGAGCUCUCCCAAGCACACGACGAGGGUCGCUACGACUACUGCCGCGAGGGAAGUCUCGAUAUGCUCAUGGAACCGCGCGUGCCACGCUACACCCGCGUGCAGAUCCUCCAGAUGGUCUCCACGCUCCUUUCGCCCGCCGGUGCCAAGAGCUGUCUUCAGGAAGCCAACAGCAUCUUGAUGGACGGAGAUCCCGAGUCGCGCGCCACCCAGCUCUUGUUAGACGACAACCAGAAGAUGUGGAGGGACCUCUACGAGCGGUAUGGCGAGGCUCUCGAAAGCGAUGGAGACGAUGACGAGGAGGCGGGGGAGGCUGAGAUGGCUGACAAUGGCGAGACCGAAGACGAGGUCGAGGGAGCUGGUCAGUAG
This is a messenger RNA of Neohortaea acidophila, 687 nucleotides long. RefSeq lists its product as uncharacterized. The transcript has 2 exons. The record is from RefSeq and is a predicted model, not a curated record. NCBI's taxonomy places the organism in Eukaryota, Fungi, Ascomycota, Dothideomycetes, Mycosphaerellales, Teratosphaeriaceae. The coding region runs from base 1 to 687 and encodes 228 amino acids.